Colius striatus (speckled mousebird) is the source of this 5939-nucleotide messenger RNA. It is a transcript of the gene REPS1, whose product is annotated as RALBP1 associated Eps domain containing 1. The transcript has 20 exons. Gene Ontology annotation, biological process: endocytosis; endosomal transport. The record is from RefSeq and is a predicted model, not a curated record. Bases 191 to 2602 code for a protein of 803 amino acids. Gene Ontology annotation, cellular component: cytoplasm; plasma membrane. NCBI's taxonomy places the organism in Eukaryota, Metazoa, Chordata, Aves, Coliiformes, Coliidae. Gene Ontology annotation, molecular function: protein binding; calcium ion binding.
GGGGCGCGCGGCGGUGGCGGCCGGUGGCGUCCCCCCGCCCCAACCCGCCGCGGGCCGGGCUGCGCUGCGUGAGGCGGCCCCGCGUGCCCUCGGCUGCCUACCCUCGUCCCUCCUCCCCGCCGGCCGGGCCGCCACCGUUGGAUGCGGGGCGGCGGCAGCAGCGCAGCGCGGAGCCGGGCCGGUGUGUAAGAUGGAGGGCCUGACGCUGAGCGAGGCGGAGCAGCGCUACUACUGCGACCUCUUCUCCUACUGCGACACCGAGAGUACCAAGAAGGUGGCGUCCAACGGGCGGGUCCUGGAGCUCUUCCGCGCCGCACAGCUGCCCAACGACGUGGUCAUGCAGAUAAUGGAGCUCUGUGGUGCAACAAGACUUGGCUAUUUUGGAAGAAGUCAAUUUUACAUUGCUUUGAAACUUGUUGCUGUGGCGCAAUCUGGUCUCCCUCUAAGAGUGGAAAGCUUAAAUACAGUAAAGGACCUCCCUCUUCCAAGAUUUGUUGUGUCAAAAAAUGAACAGGAAUCAAGACACACAGCCGUGUAUUCUUCAGAUGCUGAUAACCCAGCUUCAUAUUCAGGUGUGAUUCCUCCUCCACCUGGCAGGAUACAAGUCAAAAAAGGCUCUGUGAGCCAUGAUGCAGUUCAGCAGCGUACAUCAACUGAUCAACAAGAGUCCACAUCUCCAGUUGUUUCACCACAGCAAUCCCCACCAACUUCUCCACAUACAUGGAGGAAGCACAACCGCCAUCCCAGCGGAGGGAAUAAUGAACGACCUCUUGCUGGACCUGGGCCUUUUUGGGCUCCAUUUAGUGAAGCACAACCAGGCUCAUCUACUUCUAGCGAUCCCAUAUGGUCUGGCCAUUCACCACCACCCCAUCAAGAAAAUUGGGUCAGUUUUGCAGAUACCCCACCAACCAGUGCUCUUUUAGCCAUGCAUCCUGCUUCUGUCCAGGACCAGACAACAGUACGAACUGUAGCAUCAGCUACAACAACAAAUGAAAUUCGUAGGCAAUCAAGUAGUUAUGAUGACCCCUGGAAAAUAACUGAUGAACAAAGGCAGUAUUAUGUUAAUCAGUUUAAAACCAUUCAACCUGAUCUAAAUGGAUUUAUACCAGGAUCUGCAGCUAAAGAAUUUUUCACUAAGUCAAAACUACCUAUUCUUGAACUUUCUCAUAUUUGGGAACUAUCAGAUUUUGAUAAAGAUGGUGCACUGACACUGGAUGAGUUCUGCGCUGCAUUUCAUCUUGUAGUUGCUAGGAAGAAUGGGUAUGAUUUGCCAGAAAAGUUACCUGAAAGUUUAAUGCCCAAACUGAUUGAUCUAGAAGACUCGACAGUGCUUCCUGUCUUUUCAGAAGUUGGGGAACAGACUGGUGAGGUAGGUUACUCCGGCUCUCCAGCAGAAGCACCUCCAAGCAAAUCGCCAUCAAUGCCAUCCCUAAACCAGACCUGGCCAGAAUUGAAUCAGAGCAGUGAGCAGUGGGAGACAUUUAGCGAACGCUCCUCAAGCUCACAAACUCUGACCCAAUUUGAUUCUAACAUUGCACCAGCUGAUCCUGAUACUGCAAUUGUGCACCCAGUUCCCAUAAGAAUGACUCCAAGCAAAAUCCACAUGCAGGAAAUGGAGCUUAAAAGAACUGGAAGUGAUCAUGCUAACCCCACUAGUCCUCUACUUGUAAAACCACCUGAUCUCCCAGAAGAAAACAAAAUUAGUUCAUCUAUAAAAUUUACACCUGGAAAUACAGUUACAGAUGGUUACAGCAGUUCAGACUCCUAUACUUCAGAUGCAGAGCAAAUUGGAAGCACUGUAACGCGGCAACGAUCACAUUCAGGUACAUCUCCAGAUAACACUGCGCCGCCACCACCCCCUCCAAGGCCUCAUCCUUCUCAUUCUCGAUCAUCAUCUUUAGAUUUGAACAGGUCAUUUUCAGUGACACCAGGACAGCAACAGGCUGGAGUUGUUGCCUAUCCCCCUGCAGUGCCUCCAAGACCACAGCCUUCACAGGGUGCAGGUCCUCAUGUGCAUCGCCCAGUAGAUGCUGAAGGCCUAAUAGCUCAUACCAGUACCUCACCUCAACAAAUACCAGAACAGCCAAAUUUUGCAGACUUCAGCCAGUUUGAGGCAUUUGCUGUUUCAGGUGUAAACAAAGAACAAGAAGAUGAAAUUGAAACACACUCAGAAGUCUUGCAGGUUGAAAAACCCUCUGAUUCUACAAGUUCUCUAAGAGUUGCCAAAGCAGAUGGAAGAGUUGAAGACAAAACACCUGCUAAUGUCCCCACUAGUGCGGGUAAAGGCACUACCCCACUUGCUCCACCACCAAAGCCAAUUCGCAGAAGAUUAAAAUCAGAAGAUGAGCUAAGACCCGAAGCUGAGGAACAUACACAGAAAACAGGUGUCAUAGCUGCUGUUCUUGCUUCACAGCCAUCUAUUCCUAGAUCAGUGGGGAAAGACAAGAAGGCAAUUCAGGCAUCAAUCAGACGUAACAAAGAAACCAACACUGUUUUGGCCAGACUGAAUAGUGAACUACAACAGCAACUAAAGGAUGUUCUUGAAGAGAGAAUCUCCCUGGAAGUCCAACUGGAACAACUUCGACCCUUUUCUCACCUCUAAGCCUACUGCCGUUAACUGUGAAUUUACUAAUUUUGAAAGGGGUAUUGUUUUCAAAGCCUAUUUAAAGAUCCAUGCAUCUAGCUCAGUGCACUCUAUUCUACAUUAAAUGUUGUGGUUCUGUUUUGUCAAUUUGUCCACUUUUGUAUUUAAGUAUUUUAAUUUCAGUGCAGAGAAAAAAAAAAAACUUUUUCCUUGAAUGUGACACUGCCUCUCACAUCAUUUUCUGUGGGCAUCCGUGAUCUUUGUGGGACUUGAGUUUGCAGCAUUUGUCGCCAAAAUUUCCAACUGGAAUUAUUUAGUGGUUUCUUUUUUCCCGUUGAAACAUCUUUGCAGAAGAGAAUUGCUAAUCAGUUGACUUUAAGCACAAACUCUUCUUUCACUAUGGCAUUUGUUUUAUUGUGCCAGACAAGAGAAAAACUAGCAAUCUGUCAUCAGCCAAUGUUACUUCCUAAGCUGCCUUUCACAAUUGGAAAGUUGUUCACAAUUUUAGGAAGCCUGCCUCUUUGCAAUAAACCAAUUUGUUCAGAUUGACAGAGUUCUUGCAGGCCGACUGCCAUAUCAGCUGGAUUCGGUUGUUUUUGUUGCAUAUGUUACUGACUAUGUAACCACAGAUUGCCAGGUGUUCACAUUUUCUCCAUUCAUGAUUCCAAUUCAGCCGCAUGCAUUCAAAGAUUUAUGGUACAAUCAGUCAUUUUGUCAAACACACCUUGUUUUCAAUCCUCCUCUUUGUGAAAAUAGUUGGGUGUAAAACCCCAACGUAUUAAUUACACGUUACCUAAGCACCACUUGUAAUUGCAUGUUUCACACAUUACCUUUUAAUAACAGAUCACACCCACCAGUUUUCACUAUAACAAAUUGUAUUGUCAAGUAAUGUGUCAGUACCUCUAUGAACUUCUGAUUCCCAGAAAAAAAAAAAGAAAAACCUAAAAAACAACCAACAACCCCCCCAAAAAAAACCACCCACACAAAAAAACCUCAGACUGUUUGCUUCUUAGGAAUUCUGGGGUACCUUCUGUCAUCUUGUUUCCAGGCCUUAUUUCUCUGGCAUAUAGACAGGCUUCACUAUUAACAGAGUUCCCUGAGUGUAUCCUGCUAUUCAGGUUGAUGUACUGUAUUAGGAUUUGUUGUAUAUUGUACGAUACACACCUUUGAUCUCAUAUGUAAAUUUGCAUUAAUUGCUGACUAACAGCAGAUAUUCUAUUUAAUGGCUUCUUCUGGCUGUGGGAUCAUAGAUGUUUAACUGCAUGGAUGUAUCUCUGCAGAAUCAGAACUAGCAAUUGUGUGAUUUUUACACCAAUAAAACAGCACAAUAUUUUAAUUUUGUUGAUUCAUCUUUACCUGGGAAUUGAAACUCAUUCAGAUAGGUGGGAGGGGCUUAAUACAGGUCUGCAGGGAAUUUUUUUGUAAUUCUGGGGCAUGUAUAAGAAACAGUUGAUCAUAAUCCCUUGACCAUUUUUUUCCUCCAUUUUUUAGCUGUUGGUCAGAAGUUAUAAAAUUCUCUUGGUAAUCUGUGGCUAUACUCCUUUUGUAUCCUCCCAUAAGUAAAUCUAAUUCAGUUGUAGCUUCUAAGAAGUAAAUGCUAGUGCUGAUUUGAGUUUAAAGAAAUGUGUAGUUUAUAAGUCUUCACUUCGGUUUGAUUUCCUUGAGAUUACCUUUCAAAGCUAAAACUAAAUGGAUCACCUAUUAGCACUCCUUAUCCUUAAUGCCUCGCUUCUGUGCUUGAAUUAAAUUCUCUUAACAUCUGCUUCCUUUCCAAAUGGUUAGGUCAAGUCAGAUUUUUCUGCUGGAUGUGCUGUUUGUUACAGUGAAAAAGAAGUAUUUCUCUUUCUGGUUAUUCCAUACAGAGUGAAUCAUUACGGUUAAUUUUUUUUAUUGCUAUAACUAUUCCAACUUUUUAUUCAAAUGUCAUGGAAGUGUUGCAGAUGGCUUAUGUAUAUAGUAAUCCAAAGCAGAUUCACUGGUAUGAAAGACAUGAAUGUCAUAGUUGCAUGGUACUUUUUAUUUGCAUGUAAAAGGAUUAAGAAAUGAUAGUUAAAUGGGCACAAAGGUUACAUAUAAAUUGCAUUUCCAUGACGUCUUGCCAUUUAGUAGAUAAAGUGCAAGAUUUUGACUUGAAAAAGACAAGAUAUAACUAGGCAAAACAAAAGUAAAAACUUUAAAGCUGAAAGACUACUCACUUUUAUUAUAACUGCCAAGUAGCAAGAACAGUGUCUAAAAAAACUGGGAAAAGCAGGUCACUUACAGUAAAGAAUGUUGACUUCAAACCAACAAUCUUGUCCAUAGUUUAUUUAAAAGUUUAAAAUACAUUUUAAAAAUAGUGUUAUUUUCAUAUUAAUAUUUAAGUGUGAAGCCUAUGUGUAGCAGCAGGAUUCUUAAAUCAGAAUUUAACAUUUUUAGCUUAAAUGUAAAAAGCCUUUUACAUUCAAAUGUCACAUGUACAUAUGAAUUUCUUGUAGCAUCCAUAUCUUUCUAGUAGAAUGGCAACUUAGUGUCUCGAGAAGAACUUACGCAAUCUGAACAUUUUUGUCUUACCAAUGAGUCUAUUUUUAAGAAUUUUUGUGGAUUACUUUUAAUGUAUCAUUCAGUACAUUUUAAACCAGUUUUUCAUGGUCAGAAGAGCUUCUAACUGAAAAACUACUUACGUCUUAAGAACAUCACUGCCAAUGAUGUUCAGAAGUUACCUCAGUAAUGUAACCCGACUUUAAGCCCUUAUAAAAUUAUUUCCCUGUCUUCUCCAUUUGUUUGAUCUUGAUCCAGCCACUUGAUGCAUUCUUUUUUAUGAACUUAGAUUGUAAGCUCCUUGGAGCAAGUAAUUAUGUGCCGUACAAGAGAUGUGCUCUCUGUAUUGAUGCUAUAAAUUCAGACUACUAAACAGUAUGGUGUAUGAUUCAUGUACCCAGCUAGGAUGGAUGGACAGCAGCAUGCAUUUCUGAAGCACCUGCAAAACUUUUUUCUUUGGACUUUGUGGUUGGAGUAGUGUCUCCCCGAUUGAUUUGCAUUUCCUUUUUGUUUCUUCUACUAAUGUGCCUCUUCAUUCCACCUGCUUUGGAGUUGCUUUUCUCUCCAUUCGUUGCUUGUCUUUGUACUGCAGAGAAGAUUUCCAAAAUGCAGAGGUAAAAAGCUGAAAAGCCACUUACUUUGAGCAGUAUUUUAAGUCUACCCAAUGUAAGCUAGUGUUUUUGAGUUUUUUGUACUUCACAUGCCCCUCGUUUUACUUGCAAUUGUAUAGUAUAUGAACUAGAAGGAUUGCUUAUUACCGGGUAUGUCUUAUGUGGGAUAAACAAAGCUGAGGUUAUAAAAAGUUAAAACUAAAGAAAAUAAAUUUGCAGCAUUGUUU